Messenger RNA from Empidonax traillii (willow flycatcher), 5550 nucleotides. RefSeq names its product leucine rich repeat and Ig domain containing 2 (gene LINGO2). The coding region runs from base 1191 to 3011 and encodes 606 amino acids. The transcript has 3 exons. Gene Ontology annotation, molecular function: protein binding. The record is from RefSeq and is a predicted model, not a curated record. NCBI's taxonomy places the organism in Eukaryota, Metazoa, Chordata, Aves, Passeriformes, Tyrannidae.
GUGCCAAUGCUAUAUACAUACAUGCAUAGGUCUGUAUAGAUAUACAAAGAUAUAAUUAGAUGUUUAUAAAUAUAUAUCUAGAGAAAAGCAAGGGAUUGCAAGGACAGGAUACCAUAAGAGUAACCCUCUUUCUAAUCACUCAGAAAAAAAUAUGUUGGCAUUGUCUAUUUGUCAAUGGGGCUUUGAUGUCUUGAACUCAAGAGGUAAGAUAAUUAAAUACUAUAAAUUGCUAUUACUUUUCUAAAAUCAUUGUAGACAUAGAGGAGAAAAGGAUCUGCUUCAAUGAUUCUUCCACAAUAGAGUAUGAAAGAGUGUGAUAUCUUUUACAGAUGUGCAAAACAGGCGUUAGAAGGAGAAAAGGCUUAUCAAGGUGUUCCCCUGCAAAACAAACUGUUCCCAGUGCUCUGCGUAUAGUGCUUUGUCUAAUGUGCUGACACCAGUAUUGUUAAACCGAAAGUCCAACUGUUAUAUUCCCCUUCAUUCCAAAAAAGUUGAGUAAGAGGUUGGUGCUACGUAUUUAUUUUCUGUCAUCUGUAAGAUUAGUAUUUGUUUUUUAACAAUUUUUUGGUUAACUGCUGCCACAGUUCCCAGAAUCAGUGCUACAGAGGGACUACAAAAUACAGUUGAUACCUGCUUCAUAAAAUAGUUGCUUUAGAAAGAUUUCUUACGAGGUUCUUUAAUACAAAAAGAGCUGAAAUCCAGACAGGAAAGCUGGAGUGGGGAGGAAUGUAUAUUGCAGUGAACCUGCUCCUUGGAAACCUCAAAAAAGGAAUUGAGGGACUGAAAAAAUUGCACUCAUCUCCUGAACAUAUCUGGAAAUCAGAAAGGAGCAUGCUGCUUGGUACUAAGGAAGCUUGAAAAGUGUAAUAGGUAAAAGAUUUCAAAUGACAGGAAUUUUUAUCCUAAACUAAAUUAGUUGCAAUAAUUUUAACAGAUGGUUUUUACUUCCAGAGGUGCAGUGAUCAUCUCUAGGACUUGAACCCACAAAGUCCUAAGGUUCAUUUCAAGCAUUCUGAGUGUGGUGCCGCGAGAGAUGCUGUUGUCCAUGAGCGGCUGGGAUUACCAUGAUCAAGUGCUGUAUUUUGAUUUCAUCCAGUGGCUGAGAGAUUUCUGGGGUAAAGAGGAAGUACUGAACUUUUAAAACUAUUAAACAGGCCCGUGACGGAGGGUUAGCCCAGAUCAGUGGAGUCAUGCGUCACACAGCUCUAUCAUACUGGCAGCCGUUCCUGGGUCUGGCUGUGCUGCUAAUCUUCACGGGCCCCACCAUGGGCUGCCCGGCCCGCUGUGAGUGCUCGGCACAGAACAAGUCUGUCAGCUGUCACCGAAGACGUCUGAUGUCCAUCCCAGAGGGCAUUCCCAUUGAGACCAAAAUCUUGGACCUCAGCAAGAACCGACUGAAGAGUGUAAACCCUGAGGAAUUCACUUCAUACCCUUUGCUGGAGGAGAUUGACCUCAGUGACAAUAUUGUCUCCAAUGUGGAGCCUGGAGCCUUUAACAACCUCUUCAACUUGCGCUCCCUGCGUCUGAAAGGAAAUCGUCUGAAGCUGGUCCCCCUUGGGGUGUUCACUGGGUUAUCAAACUUAACAAAGCUUGAUAUAAGUGAAAACAAGAUUGUCAUUUUGCUGGACUACAUGUUCCAAGAUCUGCAUAACCUAAAAUCGUUGGAGGUUGGGGACAAUGAUUUGGUGUAUAUAUCACACAGGGCCUUCAGUGGGCUGCUUAGCUUGGAGCAGCUCACCCUGGAGAGAUGCAACCUCACAGCCGUACCAACAGAAGCUCUUUCUCACCUCCACAACCUCAUCAGUCUCCAUUUGAAACAGCUCAACAUUAACGCUUUGCCGGCGUAUGCCUUUAAAAGACUGUUUCGCCUGAAGGACCUACAGAUAGAGGCCUGGCCCCUCCUGGACAUGCUACCCGCCAACAGUUUGUACGGUCUCAAUCUUACUUCCCUCUCCAUCACCAACACCAACCUGUCUGCUGUACCUUACUCUGCUUUUAAACACCUAGUUUACCUGACACAUCUCAACCUGUCUUACAAUCCCAUCAGCACCAUUGAAACAGGCAUGCUGUCAGAUUUAGUGCGCCUGCAGGAGCUCCACAUGGUGGGGGCCCAGCUGCGCACCAUUGAACCACAUGCUUUCCAAGGGCUCCGAUUCUUACGUGUGCUUAACGUGUCCCAAAACCUGCUAGAAACCCUAGAAGAGAAUGUAUUCCAUUCCUCCAAAAGCCUUGAGGUCCUCUGUAUUAACAACAACCCUCUGGCCUGUGACUGCCGUCUCCUUUGGAUUUUGCAGCGGCAGCCCACCUUGCAGUUUGGGGGUGAGCCACCGAUGUGUGCUGGCCCAGAUAGUGUCAGAGAGAGGUCAUUCAGAGACUUUCACAGCACAGCUCUUUCCUUUUACUUCACCUGUAAGAAACCCAAGAUACAAGACAAGAAGUUGCAGUACCUGGUAGUGGAGGAAGGGCAGACAGUGCAGUUGAUGUGCAAUGCUGAUGGGGACCCACAGCCUACCAUCUCCUGGGUUACCCCACGCCGGAGGCUGAUCACAGCUAAAUCAAAUGGUAGAGCCACGGUGCUGGGAGACGGCACCCUGGAGAUCCGAUUUGCUCAAGACCAGGACACUGGGAUCUACAUAUGUAUUGCAAGUAACGCAGCUGGGAAUGACACCUAUUCGGCCUCCCUUACGGUAAAGGGAUUUACUUCAGACCGUUUCCUUUAUGCCAACAGGACCCCUAUGUAUAUGACAGACUCCAACGACACAAGUUCCAAUGGAACUAAUGCAAACAGCUACUCUCUGGACCUUAAGACAAUAUUGGUGUCCACAGCUAUGGGCUGUUUCACAUUCCUUGGAGUGGUUUUAUUUUGUUUCCUUCUUCUUUUCGUGUGGAGCCGAGGGAAAGGCAAACACAAAACCAGCAUUGACCUUGAAUAUGUCCCUCGCAAAAACAAUGGUGCUGUGGUUGAAGGGGAGGUUUCUGGACCACGACGGUUCAAUAUGAAAAUGAUUUGAUGGUAUUCUGCUAGCAGUGCUUUUUCUGUGGCAUUAAAACCAAUUAAAACAGCCUGGCAUGUGGAACCGCUAGGCAAAAGCAGCUUAAUGCAGCUGUCAGUGUAUCAAAAGGUUGUAGGAAAAUGGAAAGACUAUUUGUGGUUAUACAACAGAGCCUCCAGACCUUGAGGCAGAUGUGUCAGGGCCUUUCAUAGAACUGGGAAAUUGUACUAACUGUUUGCAUUGCAAAUAUUGGCAUUCUGGGGAUAUCAGCAAUGAACCACUGGCUCAUGCUCAUGGACAAUUGUUCAACAUUUUCUACUGCUACAAAAGAAAAAAGAAAAAAAACAAACAAAAACCUACAGUGUAGGAUUUACAUACUUAAAGAAAAAGACACAUUUGUCUAAAACAUACUCUACAGUGACAUUUGUAUCUAUAUAUCUCAUUUGGUAAAACUUUGCAUCCUCCCUUCUAGUUGGUUCAACACCAUAAAAAAAAUUAGUAGUUUUUUUUCUUUUUAAUCUGCAUCUAUACUGUGUACAUUUUAAAGCAAUACAAAUGAGAGGUUGUGCUUUUAGAUAUCCACCAAUACUGACCCAAGUGUGAUGUCACCCUUCUUUUAACUACCAUCAAACUCAAAUUAGAUUCUUGUAGUUACUAAUUAGAAAUAACAUAAGGUAUUUUUCUCCUCAUUUAGAAGGCCAGAGCUGAACAAUUGAGACUAAAACCAUUCAACUCUGUCGAUCUUCUCUUCGUAUAAAUAUAAGGCAUGUGCCUAGUUUUGAUACAGAUUGGAAUAUUUUUUAUAUCUGUGAUAUCACACUGGACCAGUUUACUGUAACAUAGCCCUGGUUCUUACCCAGGGAAGGCAACCCACUAGUCAAUGCUGGCAUAGAGGAGUUGAGUUCUACCUUGAAGAGAGAGAAUCGUUUUUGUUAGCCCUGAUUUUAAUUUCAAAGCUACUGUUAAAAUGUUAAUGUGUACUGGGCAAAAUAAAGAGCAUAAUACAUUCUGCAGACUCCUUGGGAAAUAUGGUCAUCUUACUAUUUAUACAAAUUAAGUGAAACAUACAAACACUCUACUAUUAGGAAUGAACUCUUCUCCAAUGCCAAGUAAACUGCAGUUGUUCAUGCAUAAUAUGGGGAUUAUACAACUAAAAUAAUUAUUAAAACAUGAUAGCCUCUAGAAGGCUAACAUACUGCCAGAUAUGAUGAACCUCUAGCCACUGUCAUUCUCAUCUUGUAUAUUUGUAGAUAACACACAGACACAAAGCUAAUUUCCAAGAGCAGAUUACUUAGCUAUUCUUGAUGCCAUUUUAAUAAAAACGUGGUUAUGUUUCUUUCAGGGGCAGUAUCUUAGAGCAAGAGGGGUGAGUUAUUUCAGAUUUUAGAAAUCAUUUUUAAUGGAGAGAAGUCAGAAGUAGAAUAUUAGUUCAGUGCGAGUAACCUUUUGUUUGUUUCUUUUACGUCUCAAAAAAAUUUGCAAAAGACUGAGAAAUUAAACUUUAUUCUUAAUCAUUAAUAUCACUAUUCUUAUUUUGAAAUUCUCAGCAAUUGCAAGAUAUGAAAUUAUUCAGCCACUUUUCACUUUUCAAGCAAUUAGGAGCCAUUAGUUUGUCCUACAUAGCUGAUAGCAAAUACAAGUUUUAAAUGAUUGGCAUAAUCUGGAGUAAGGAAAACAAUGCCUAUAUCUAUGUUUAACAAAAAAGAAUAAGAAAAUAUUAUAAGAGAGAAAAUUCGGAUUAAUGUUAUUUAAGAGCCCGUGUUCAAUCUUAAUAUUAGAUUUCAGCACUUUGAAACCAAAGUCAGGCUGACCUAUAAUGGAAUGCAGGUGCUUCUAAAAUUAGUAUCCACAUUCUUUGACAGAGAUUUUCAAAGCAGGACAACAGUCUCCCACUCCUAUCAAAGAAAAUGUGCCAAAAAUUGUAAGAUCCAGCUGUGCUCCCCAGAGGUACCCAUAAAAAAGCUGCAGGACCCAAGGCUAGGCAGUUUUGAGAAUCUCUUUUGUUAGUGGUUGAUCUUUGGUUGCAUUGUGCUCCAUUUUAUGUUGCCAAACUGAGGAGGUUGCAAGGGUUGUUAGAAUUUUGUUUAUUUAAUUUGAUUUUAAGUUUAGAGCUGGGUUUUCUUGCUUCUUUUUUUUCUUAUGCUCUGAACUAGAUAGGUGGAGAUUUAUAGAGAUGCUUGAUGAGAAUGCUCUUUGUUCUAUGACAGUUUGUAGAACAUUAGUAUAGUGGAAUAACCCCUGACUAAAUUCUAACACCAGGGAAAUUAUUUUUGUUGAUGUAAUAACCACUGCACUGACGUCCAAAACUCUACUGUACCUUAAUGUGGACAGUUAAAGAAACAAAUGGGGAUAAAAAAAAAUGUUUCUGAACUGUCCAUUGAAGACAUUUGCAUGUGCCUUUCCCUUGUAAUUGUAAUUUUUUUCAACUAGUAAUCCAUUGCCCCUGCAGUCAUUUCAUGUUAAAUGUUGAAAUCAAUGUUAGAAGCAAAAACUCUCUUAAGUUCUAGACAUUUGCAGCUGAUUUCUUCAUAUUAAAUGACACAAUGAAAAAAAUUCU